AUGGUGAAGAAGAGAGCCAUCGUCAAGAAGCUGCCCAUCGUAGAAACUCUGGGUGACGGGCGUCGGCUACAACAGAGGCAGGAGAAGUUUUUACUGAACGGAGAGAUCAUCCACCGGCUUCGCCUGCCCGUCGGCUGUGUGUGCAACGACUCGGUGAUCAGGAAUCACAAUCUGCUGGGACGACCGACGGAGGGAGCGCUCAUCGCCCUCGCCAUGAAGAUGGGGCUGGAGGGCCUGCAGCAUGAGUACGUCCGUCUGGAGGAACAACCCUUCACCUCAGAGAAGAAGUGGAUGUCUGUUCGCUGUGUUCACCGCACACAGAAGGAUAAGCCUGGAGUCUUCUUCAUGAAGGGGGCGUAUGAGCAGGUGAUUCGUUUCUGCAGCUGUUAUAACAGCCGAGGAUCGACCCUUCCUGUGACCCAGCAGCAGAGGGAGCUCUACCAGCAGCAGAUCAGCUACAUGGGCAGCGCCGGCCUCAGAGUGCUGGCGUUUGCGUCUGGUGCGGAGAUGGGGAACCUGACCUUCCUGGGUCUGGUGGGCAUCAUCGACCCUCCCAGGGCCGGGGUCAAAAACUCCGUGGGCACGCUCAUCAGCUCAGGCGUCGCCAUCAAGAUGAUCACCGGAGACUCCCAGGAAACAGCUGUGUCUAUAGCCAGUCGUCUGGGUCUGUACUCCAAAGGCUCCCAGUCUCUGUCCGGAGAAGAAGUGGAUCAGCUCGACCUGCAGCAGCUUUCACACAUCGUCCCCAGAGUGUCUGUGUUUUACAGAGCGAGUCCCAGACACAAGCUGAAGAUCGUCAAGUCUCUACAGAACAUCGGCGCCGUGGUGGCCAUGACCGGCGACGGCGUGAACGACGCCGUGGCUCUGAAGGCCGCCGACAUCGGCGUGGCGAUGGGCAAGACCGGCACCGACGUCUGCAAGGAGGCGGCCGACAUGAUCCUGGUGGACGACGACUUCCAGACCAUCAUGUCGGCCAUCGAGGAAGGAAAAGGAAUUUAUAACAACAUCAGGAACUUUGUCCGUUUCCAGCUGAGCACGAGCAUCGCAGCGUUGGCGCUCAUCUCCCUGGCGACGCUCAUGAACUUCCCCAACCCGCUGAACGCCAUGCAGAUCCUGUGGAUCAACAUCAUCAUGGACGGACCCCCGGCUCAGAGUCUGGGGGUGGAGCCUGUGGACCAGGACGUGAUCAGAAAACCUCCUCGUAACGUCAGAGACAGCAUCCUGACCCGCGGCCUGAUCGUCAAGAUCCUGGUGUCGGCCGUCAUCAUCGUCUGUGGGACUCUGUUCGUCUUCUGGAGAGAGUUGCAGGACAACGUGAUCACUCCUCGAGACACCACCAUGACCUUCACCUGCUUCGUCUUUUUCGACAUGUUCAACGCUCUCAGCUCCCGCUCUCAGACUCGUAUGGUCCAUGAAAUGGGUCUGUGCAGUAACAGGACGUUCUGCUUCGCCGUCCUGGCCUCCAUCAUGGGCCAGCUCCUCGUCAUCUACUUCCCUCCUCUGCAGAACGUCUUCCAGACGGAGAGCCUCAGCAUUCUGGACCUGCUGUUCCUGGUGAGCCUCACCUCCUCCGUCUGUGUGGUGUCCGAGCUCAUCAAGAUGGUGGAGAGGUGGAGGGGAGCUGAGAAGACCCCGCCUACUGACGCCUUCCACGAGGUAUGACCCCCCCACCAUCACCCCCCACCCUGUCUGGGCUGAAGGACUCUGAGGUUUGGAAGAAGACGAGGACGACGAGGAGGAUGAAGGUGACGGGGUUUAGGAUCUCGCAUCCGAUGGCACUGACUAAUUAAGACUGCAAGGACUUGUGGGAUUUUCCUGUGAGAUCCUCAGAGGGAGGGGGAGAAACUCUGGUCUGGGACUGGAGGACGCUCCUCAGGGGGAGGGGGGGAGGAAGGAGGCGAACUGGACUUAGGUGAAGCCGGGAGGACGUCCUCAGUACGGUUACUACUGAAGCUCGUGGCGUCCGUCCCUUGGAGCUCGCGCCCCCUCCGUGCUCGGCCUCGACGGAAGCUUCUUUUUGGGAGGGGGGAAACCGCCACGGACCGACCACACCUUCCUGCCGAGACCCGGCUCGUUAUUUAGGAUGUACUUUAAGAAAAACCCUCUAAUGAAUCAAAUGCUAGAGACGUGUGCAAUUGUUUGUGUUCUCCUCCUGUCCUCUUUUUUAAUCUGUCAUUAGAAGGUGUUGACCACUGUUCAGCUGCUCGUCAUGGGUGAAUAACGUCUCAACACGCAGGACGACUUGUUUUACUUCCUCUGUAGGUGAGUUUACAGCAGAGGGUGGAGGUGUGACGCUACAGAAAACCCGACACAACAGGCUUCAUUUAAUUCAUUUUAUUUGACUAAAAUUCAAGUUUUCUGUAAAGGUGAAAGCAGCGUGAAGAAACGUGACAGUGCAGCUCAAACAUUCAGUGAAUCUAAAGCUUUAAUUUCAUAGAAAUCUAAACUUUCUACAAGGACCUUUUCAUUCAGCAGAAGAAGCCAAAGGCCCUGACACCUGGACUUUCCUUUAUAAAACUAAUUAACAAUCAACGUUAAAAGUAGAUUUAGUUGUUAUUUAUUGAGACCUGUUGUUUCACAAAACCAGUGAAUCUUUAUGAGAUGAAAAGUUGAGACCUGAGGAUGAUGUUCAGUGAGAAAAAGCUGCAGCUGAUUGAUCAGAUCGAUCAUCAUCAUCAUCAUCGUGUGGAUUUGAUCAGUGACCAGGCAACGACUCUGUGUCUGAUGUUAUAAUAAUAAUCAUAAUGUAAUUCAAUUUUUUUUUCAUUUUAACAUCAUAUGGACAUUUCCUGUUAUUCUGACUUCAGAUGUUCUAAAAGGAAAAUCUAGUUUUAAUGAGACGUGCUGACUUUGUGAAAGAACAAGAAAGUACGGAGGCUCAGAGGAGGAAAAAAGAAAAACAAAAAAAAAUGAAGAAAGUUUCUUGGGAUCUUGUAAAACUCUCUCAGUUCAGAUUUUUCAUGACUUUUCAUCAACAGGACUUUCUUGAGAUCUUGUGAAACUUUUGCAAGAUCUCCAGAAAGUUUCUCGGGAUCUCGCAAAAGUACAUCUUUUGUUUUGUUUUGUCCGCUCUGGGCCUCCAUAAGAAAGUGAAUUGUUUUGAUAAUUAGAAAUGUUUCCUGUAAAAAAUAUGACAAAAAAUCAUCGUAAUGUGAAAAACUUCCUCCUCGUAAUAACUGAGAGAAGAUUUUCAGUCCAAACUGUCCAAUCAGAGAGCUCCCCGUCAGCCCAUGUGACUUUGUGACUUUGCUCAGCCUCUCACAGAUUUCAGACUCGAUGAGAUAAAACUUGACCGACAAAAUAAAACAAGGCUCGAGCUUUUAUUUUAGAGGACGUGUGCGUCUCCUGACCUCACUGUGUCUAACACUACCCAUCCACGCUGAUGCGUUUCACUUUUAAAACUCAUCGCUGUUGCUAUGGUUACGCCUGGCGUCCACACUACUCUCUCCCUUAAACCUGAGACGUUCAGAAACGCUGCUGGACCUGCUUUAGUCUGAACUGGUCCACGUUCACUUCCUCUGGACCACCAGAGGUGGACUCUCAGAUAACGACCUCGGUGCGUUUAGUAGCAGCUGUUUAAUGUAGGAUUUUCUACGACUAAACAACCAACCACAGAGCAGACGAUCUACUUCCUGUUUACACCGGCACGCACAUGCCCAGUGCACGUGACCGGUCAUGUGAUCAGGCAGAGGUCGUUUUCGUUUUAAAAUGAAAUCGUAUCAGUGUGAACGGAGCCUAAAUACAUGAUAAAGUUCAGGGGGACUAAAUGUACCGUUACACCUCCACUUCCUGUGCUCGUCUCUCUGAUCCAUUCGUUGCGUUUCAUGCUUCCUCUGCGCACACUGGUUCAUUUAAACCUAAAACACUCGGACACAAACAGCUGCUGUUUGAAAGGUGACGGAGAGAAAAAUAAAAUCCUGACGCUGUGCGUGGAAUCAGGCCUCAGAAACCAACCAGACUCCAACACGACGGUGCCGACGCGGUCGCUUCAGGGUACAAACACUUUAGUAACUGCUCUCUCAUCCUGUGCCUUAGAGAAGUCAUCGGUCGUUUGAAUCGUCUCCACUGCCGUGGAGGAAACAGCCCUUUACUGACGGACAUGGCUUUUCUGUUUCUUCACAUCAUUUUAAAACCAAUCUCCCCCAAAAAACUCAGCCACAGCUUUUAUUUCCUGUUUUUAUUUUCUGAUCAAUCUCUCCCUGCACCUUUCAUCCUUAUAAAGAUGUCAUGGUGCUUUCUGGGAAAUGGAGUUUACUUGGCGCUCUUUGAUUUGUAGAUGUUUUUUAUUUAUUAUUUUCCUUCCGAAAGGCACAUCUGCACAGGCUGAAAACACGACCAGCAGAGAGGAGGGAGAGACCUUCACUCUGCUGCUGUUUCCAGAGUUAAAUCCUCUUUUCUGUCAUAUUGACUGUCGGUGUUUUAACAGAGAUGAUCGUCAGCGUUUUCAGCGUUUUAUUUAAGAUGUGUUUGGAAUAAAAGCUGAUUUAUCUGAUGGAAAAACAACAGCAGAGUCCAGGUGUUCUGUUCCUGAAACAUGAGUGAACACAGAGAGGUUUUAUUUUAAAGCCUGAGUCUUAUUUUGUAGCUUUUCCAUCAUUUCCUGUUUCUGGUCUGAGAUCUGGUCCAGGAGGAAAACUGAGACUCCUUCACAUCUCCUGGUUUUCUGACAGCAAACUGAAUAUUUUUGUGUUUUUGACACAUUUUUCUGACAUUUUAUAAACCAAACGAUUCAUCAAGAACGUGGAGAAUAAUCUUUAACUGCCUAAACCGGAGGUUUGUCUCACCUCCAACUCAUCCUGGUUUUGAGUUUUCGUCUCCACAUGUGAUUAAAAUCUCCAGUCCAGACAUGAGUCCAGACCACAUCGGUCGGCUCUGUUGUGGAUCCAGACGUUCGGACAGUUUGUCUCUGGUCUGAGCUCGUUGUAUAAACUGUUGGUUGUGUUUGUGCCGAGUGUCGGGGCCAAACGUGGCUGGUGUCAGGUCUUUGUCUCUUUACUGCUGAACAGAGUCUCACAAAGCAGAACGGAUCCCCCUCCUGUCCACUACAGAAUCCUGAUCCCUAAAUCCGGUCUGACCUGGACCUGAAACCAUCAACUGAUUAAUCAGUCAGUUAAAUCGUCCUGUUUCAGCUCGGUACACAUUUUAUUUGACACUGAGCUUUGAGAAAGUCUCGUUGACAUUGUUUAAUGUUUUGUGACAUUUUCAUCGACCAAACGAUUCAUUGAGUAAUAAUAAUAAUUGUUGGUUGCGGCCGUCGUCAGACACAAAGCUGUUCUCACCAAGAAUCUCCAACUAACUGAGGCGUUUUAAAGGUGAUAUCUGCGUGAAAUAAUGAUUAUUUCAGUCGUCUCUUCACACAGUUCUCCACAC
Molecule: messenger RNA, 5370 nt
Organism: Lates calcarifer (barramundi perch)
Lineage: Eukaryota; Metazoa; Chordata; Actinopteri; Centropomidae
Product: calcium-transporting ATPase type 2C member 1-like
Biological process (GO): calcium ion transmembrane transport; manganese ion transport; intracellular calcium ion homeostasis
Cellular component (GO): plasma membrane; Golgi membrane; endoplasmic reticulum
Molecular function (GO): P-type calcium transporter activity; ATP binding; ATP hydrolysis activity
Source: RefSeq, a predicted model, not a curated record